AUGAUAGACUCCUUCACAGAUUACAGUAUUUUGGAUUGUGUGGAAGAAUGUCUGAGGAGAAAGAGAUGUAAAUCUAUAAGUUAUUAUCAAGGAGCACAUUAUUGUGAAACUAACUAUGAGAACAGAAGGGGAGCAUCAUCAAUGUAUAUACAAGAUUCUGGUUGGAUCUACAGUGACAUAGAGGAUUGGGACAAAGAAAUAAUUGGAGCUUGUUCAAAUGCAAACUGCAGAGAAAACGAGAAAUGCAAUCAUCUUUCAUUGGGAGAGUUUAAGUGUGUUUUGUCAGACUGUGGAGUUCCUAGAAGUGAGAAUAUAAGCUUUGAUGCCGUAGAAAGAUGGGAUGGAAUUGGAAUAUAUAGACGAAUACAUCUUAAAUGUGCUGAGAACUACAGACAAACUGGAUCACAACAGUUUAUCUGCCAAUCGAACGGAAAAUGGAAGACUGAUUUAAACUGUGAAAGCGCCUGUCCUAAAGAUUGGGAUGAAUUUGACGGCCAUUGUUAUUUUUAUGGUGAAGAAAACCUUUCAUGGCAUGAUGCCAAGAGAAAAUGUGAAAGUGAAGAAGCUGGAGCUUAUUUAGUAGAAGUGAAAGAUAAAAGAGAAAAUGAAUAUCUUGUCGAGACUUUCCAUAAUACUUUUGAAAAAAGUGAGUGA
Messenger RNA from Saccostrea echinata, 654 nucleotides. RefSeq lists its product as uncharacterized. NCBI's taxonomy places the organism in Eukaryota, Metazoa, Mollusca, Bivalvia, Ostreida, Ostreidae. The transcript is spliced from 5 exons. The record is from RefSeq and is a predicted model, not a curated record. Bases 1 to 654 code for a protein of 217 amino acids.